AAAAAACAUUCUUUCCGCCCAAUCACAGUCACACCCAAUUUCGGUUUCACUUUUCAUUGAAACGAAUAUACAUUUUGUUUUGUGAGAAUUCACGAGAUUAAUUACCACUAAUUACAGCGUAUGUCUUAAUCCUUUCUUCAUCCACUAUUUAAAGUUCGUUAAAAUCUGUGAAGCCGAUCAGACUUUUUGAAUGUCUGAAUAUUCUUUCCCAUAAUACGCGGUCCAAAUCACCCCCAAUAUAAGGUCUUUCCUCAUUUAGGGUUUCCAACAUCCCCUUUUUCCUUCUCCUCCAACCAUGCUUCAUCGGAAUAAUUACAAGCUGUGAAUUGUGAUCCUCCAAUUCUAUCGUAUGCUAUUCAAACCGUACCGAUUUCUGGUUUUCUAGAAAUUUGAGUUUUCUUUUUUAAAAGAAGGUGUAUCGUUGCAUUUCUAUUGACGAUUUUCCUAUCUUUUUUGUUUUGCAUCUGGAUAUUGCUUGAAAUUUCGUUUUUCUGGUGAAAGAGAGAGGAUUCGGGUUCGGAUUUUUGAAUUUCUGCAUUUUUCUGGUGAAAGAGAGAGGAUUCGGGUUCGGAAAUUUGAAUUUCUGCAUUUUUCUGUUUUCUAUCCGGUUAGAAUUGGGGUUCCUGCUGUUAUUGCUCAUUAGCGUUUGCAGAUGUUUUUUUUCCCCCAAAUUUGAAUUGUGGUGAUUUGAUUGGCUCUGAGUUUCAUGUAAAGAAAAGAAAAAAAAAGUUGGAAUUAUCGGAGUUGCAGAUUUGAAUUGGAUGAGCUGAGAUUUGUGAAUCGAGAAAUGCCAUCAACAGAUUUUCAAGAGUCGUCUUCAUCCCCAUCGAGCUUCAAUUUGUCGAUCCUGAGCCGGAGGCGCGAUCAGGUGCACUCGAUGGAUUCCCCUCCGCUGGAAUCUAACGGGCAGCAAUCCGACCUGGAGGCGUUCCAGCGCACAGUGGCGGAGCGCUUCCAGGACUUGGCCGCAGCGCCCUCGGAGGAGCUCCUCUCGAUCCCAUGGAUCCGCAAGCUCCUCGACACAUUCCUCUGCGUCCAUGAAGAAUUCCGAUUGAUUGUCUUCAACCACAAGAGCAGCCUCGCCAAACCCCCCAUGGACAAGUACAUUACUGAUUUCUUCGAGCGCAGCGUCAAGGCGCUCGACGUCUGCAACGCCAUCCGCGACGGCAUCGAGCAGAUUCGCCACUGGCAGAAGCAGCUCGAGAUCGUGCUCUGCGCCCUCGACAACCAGCGCAGCAUCGGUGAGGGCCAGUUCCGCCGCGCCAAGAAGGCCCUCAUCGACCUCACCAUCGCAAUGCUCGACGAGAGGGACUCCAACACCACCGUCUCCCACCGCAACCGCUCCUUCGGCCGCCAGAGCAACUCCCGGGCGGAGCCCCGCUCCAUGGCCAACUUCCGGUCGCUGUCGUGGAGUGUGUCGAGGACUUGGUCGGCUGCGAGGCAGCUGCAGGCGAUCAGCAGCAACCUGGCCCCGCCCCGGGGGAACGAGAUCUCCGCCACCAACGGGCUCAACGUGGGCGUCUUCACCAUGAGCUACGUGCUGCUGUUCGUGAUGUGGGCGCUGGUGGCGGCCAUCCCCUGCCAGGACAGGGGCCUGCCCACGCACUUGUUCACGAGGCAGUUUGCGUGGGCAGCCCCCAUUGGCUCCCUCUACGAGCGGAUCAUGGAGGAGUCCAAGAGGCGGGAUAGGAGGAACACGUGCGGUUUGAUGAGGGAAAUUUAUGAGAUUGAGAAAUGUGUGAGGCUUAUGAAUGAGCUGACUGAUUGUGUUGAGUUCCCAUUGACGGAGGAGAGGGAGAGGCAGGUGAAGCAGAGGGUGCAGGAGAUCGGGAAGAUAUACGAGGCCAUCAAGGAGGGUUUGGAUCCGUUGGAGCGCCUCGUGAGGGAGGUGUUUCGGAGGAUUGUAAGGAGCAGGACUGAGGGGCUCGACUCCAUAGCUCGAGCUAAUCUUCAGGAUUGAUUGGAAACAAUCCUUGUAUGUAUUAGAGAAUGUGAUUAUGAUGUAUUAGUUGGAAACAAUCUUGUGUUUUACAUCGUUUUCGUUUUGUAUAAUGGAUUUGGGGGUUCACAUUUGUGUAUAUUCACACAGGAAAUUGCAAGUUUGGAAAACAUGAUCGAUGUUGCAUCUUCA
Molecule: messenger RNA, 2131 nt
Organism: Salvia miltiorrhiza (redroot sage)
Lineage: Eukaryota; Viridiplantae; Streptophyta; Magnoliopsida; Lamiales; Lamiaceae
Product: protein ROH1-like
Exons: 1
Coding region: 788-1960 (390 amino acids)
Source: RefSeq, a predicted model, not a curated record